Soboliphyme baturini is the source of this 1386-nucleotide messenger RNA. NCBI's taxonomy places the organism in Eukaryota, Metazoa, Nematoda, Enoplea, Dioctophymatida, Soboliphymatidae. The record is from the annotation of a GenBank genome assembly.
AUGCAAGCGGAUUUAAUAUUGUUUCAGACCAUUCCCGAUAAUGACCAAAUAGCCGAUGAAAAAGCAUCAUCGACAUCCGAUUUGGAUUGUGCGGUGAGAAGCUACAGGCCUGACGACUUCGAAAUUGUUCGUCGCAUAGAAAUGGGUGACAUGGCUACCAUGCUGCUGGGCAACGUGGGACGAAUCGUGUUCUAUUUCUGUAUGGGGGUGUAUUUGUUCGGCGAUUUGGCCAUAUACGCGGCGGUCGUGCCGAAGUCAUUGAUGAACGCCAUUUGCACGUACACUCCGUUGAACCAGACGGGUAAUUUCUUCAACGUUUCUGGACAAGAGCCGUGCUGGCCAAAUGCCAACAAAGUUCUGACGCGAAUGACCGUCUACCGACUGUUAGUAAUUGUUUUCGCUAUAUUGAUUGGACCGUUCAAUUUUACUAACCUGUCAAGGACGAAAUACCUGCAGGUCAUAACGUCCGUGUUCCGUUGGAGCUCGUUUAUCGUGAUGAUCGUAUGGGCUGCUGUGAUUCUUGGUAUUUCCGGCGUCGACGGGAGUCCUGUAGCAGCGAACGGCAAUAAGUUCACGAAUUUAUUUGGCGUUAGUGUUUACGGGUUCAUGUGUCAUCACAGUCUGCCAGGAAUGGUUACUCCUAUGAAGAACAAGAGGCAUUUUUUUAUCUACAUGGUCGGCGUGUUCAUCGUAAUCUUUUUGUUCUACUCGCUGGUGUCGCUGACAGGGGCGUUUGCCUUCGCCGACGUCGACGACGUGUACACCUUGACGUUCUUCCACAUCGCGCUUCCGGCCGGACCGGUAGGCACUGUCCUGCGCAUCAUACAGUACGCGCUGUUGUUGUUUCCCGUGUUCACGAUUAGCGCCAAUUACCCGAUCAUUGGCAUAACGCUCCGCAACAAUCUGGACACCCUGAUAUUUGUUCGGCGGCCACCACAGCAACAGGUGAGCGGCAUCGACGGCGAAAACGAUCACGGAAUGUCCGCAGAGUCAGAACCAAGGGUCGACAAGGUCGGCGUGUCUACCGAGCAGUUGGUUGAACCGAGCGCUGACCCUCAACCCAGUAAGACCACGACGUUUUUGAGACGCAUUCUCCUGCCUUUGUUGAUCACCGUGCUACCUUUGAUCUUUUCGUUGCUCACCUACGACGUAACGCUGCUGGCCGCAAUUACCGGCAGCUACCCGGGCGUCGGCGUUCAGUACCUCCUCCCAUCGUGGCUCAGCCUGGCUGUUCGCAGAAAGAUGCAACGAGAUAUAAGCGUGGAUUUCCAACCGCCAUACGCUAGUCCUUUCAAAGGAUUCUUCUGGGUGUACCUUUCGUUCUUCUGGGCCGUAUGCACCGUCUGCAUCGUCACAGCGAAUUACAUUAUCCAGAGCGUCUCUUAA